UCAAGACUAAAUUCUACAUUCUGAGGGAGAGAGUAAGACUAAAGAGAGAGGGGGACUGUACUGUACAUUAACUGUCUGUAUGGUACAGACUCUAUAACACUGUCAUGGCUAGGGCUAGGGUCAGGCAUGCAGGAGUCUGCCUGCUGCUUCUGCUGAUUGUGGCACUGGUUAUCAGUGCUGACGCAGAAGCAGAGAUGCGAAGAAAGAAUCUCAGGAGACAGAAGAGAGAAUGGAUCCUGCCUCCUGUCAAAAUCUACGAGAAUACAAACUACACAAAAAGAGAGUACAUUGCCAAGAUCCGCUCUGAUAAGGACAAAGAGGCGAAGGUGGAGUAUUACCUGGCAGGGAAGGGGGCUGACAAACCCCCCUUUUACCUUUUUAUUGUCAACCCCGAGAAUGGCUUUGUAAGAAUCACUGACAUCCUGGACCGGGAGAAAUGCCCCAUGUACAACUUGACUGGAGGGGCCAGGUACAGAAACGGGACCUUGGCGGAAGAAAAUAUUCCUCUGCAGAUUCAUGUCAUUGAUCUGAACGAUAACUCACCUUACUUUGAGCUCCACUCUGGGUCCAUCGCAGAGUCCAGCAAAGCAGGCACAGAAAUCAUGCAGAUCAUUGGGAAAGAUGAUGAUCAGGAGGGGAGCAUCAACUCUAAGAUCCAUUACAAGAUCCUCAGCCAGAAACCAGCAGGGUCCGGAGCCAUGUUCACCAUCGAUGAGAAUACAGGGAAACUCUUCGUCAAGGAUGCCACACUGGACAGAGAGACUCACGAUUUGUACACUAUAAUCGUCCAAGGGACAGAUAUGGGCGGGGCAGCUGGAGGCAACACGGGAACAGGAACUGUGGAAAUAAAGGUCCUGGACAUCAAUGACAACAUCCCCACACUGGAGAAGGGGCAGUAUGCAGGGAACGUUGACGAGAACAUUGCUGAUGUCAUUGUGAUGAGGAUCAAAACAGUGGACAGAGAUCUAGAACACACAGAUAACUGGCGGGCCGUCUUUCACAUCACCCAAGGCAACGAGGACGGACUCUUCUCCAUCGAGACGGACCAAGACACCAACGAAGGCAUUCUGAAGCUGAUCAAGGCAGUAGAUUUCGAGGAAGUCCAGAAAUUAGAACUUGGAAUAGUCAUUGAGAACGUAGCUCCUUUUGUUGUAGGGAGUGCUGUAGCGAUGGAUGUGGAUGUUUAUGCUGGGGGGGGGGGAGGGCCGGGAGCUGGAACUGGAGAUGGGGCUGGAGCUGGAGCUGGGGCAGGGGCUGGAGCAGGGGCUGGUGUUGAAGUAGGAGUGGAUGUUGGGGGAGAUGUGGGGGUGAAUGCAGGGGUGGAUAUGAAUGUAGAUGCUGGAGCUGGGCCCGGGGUAGGUGUUGGGGCUGGGGUUAAACCAGGAGUUGGGCCUGGGGUUAAGCCUGAUCCCAAUGGGAAGCCAAAACCAAAGCCUAAAGGGGGGAAGAACUACCCGAUUUCGAUCGCAGUUAACAACAUGCCGGAAGGUCCAGCAUUUAAGCCCAGCACCAAACCUGUGUCUGUCUCUGAGGAUCCCAACAAAAUGCCGAAGGAUGGAAUGAUCGGCUCGUACCCUGCUGUGGACGGAGAUACAGGGGAGCCUGCUGAGGACGUCAGGUAUGCCAAAGCCUAUGACCCAGACAACUGGGUGACCAUCGAUGACAAGACAGCUGAGAUAAGACUUAUCAAGACGCCAGAUCGAGAGUCUAAGUUCUUGGUGAAUGGGACAUACUUUGCCAAGAUACUCGUCAUUACCCAAGAUAUGCCCUCUAAGACAGCCACGGGCACCAUAGCCAUCCAGGUCCAAGACUCCAACGACCACUGCCCCAUGCUGACUACUACCUAUGAGAGCGUGUGCUCGGGCAAACAUACGGUCAACGCCACCGCGUUCGAUGAGGAUGUCUCGCCCAAUGGAGCUCCGUUCACCUUCACCGUGGUGGCUGAGGGGACACGUGGCAAAUGGGAAAUAGAACACAUCAAUGGCACGACGGCUGUCUUGCGAUCUACUGAGGCAUUAUGGCCGGGUGAGUAUGAGGUGAGCGUGGCGGUAGCAGACGAGCAGGGCCUGUCCUGCCCAGAGCCACAGGUGUUCAAGGUGGAGGUAUGUACCUGUUUGGAGGGGGAAGACUGUGGCUCCAGGACUAUCAGUUUACGCCAAAAGACCACCGACGCCAUAAUUGGUACCCCUGCCAUCGGACUGCUCAUCUUAGCCAGCUGUGUUCUGCUACUGGUACCUCUGAUACUGCUGUUCUGUCAGUGUAGAGGAGCCUUCGCUGACCAGUUCACUGACCUGCCGUUCGAUGCCAAGGAAUACCUCAUAUCCUACCACACUGAGGGAAAGGGAGAGGAUAAGGAGGUGCCCCUACUCAGUAUUCCUACAACCGUAACUGAUGGAAGGGCUGCACUAGGAACAGGAUCAAUUCGGCCAGCAAACAUCGCCACAAAAUCCUCACGUAAUACUUCAAACAAUAUACGUCAGAGCAGUGGGGUCUCCAGUGAGGACAUGCAUACACUGCGUCGGGAGCAGAGCCACAUGGGUAUGGAGAUGGACUACACCUAUGGACUCCAGAAUGGUGGAGGCUUUGAGGCUAGUAUGGGGCUGGGAAGCAGCACCAUGCAUUCCAGAUACGCCACACACACCUCACAUGUCAAACAAGACAUCUAUGAGGACAUGGCACUCCCAUGUACUUUCCUGGAUGGCUACUACUCACAGAAAGUGACAUGUGCAUCUCAGAACCCUCCACUGAAAGACAGUAAGUUGGUGUAUGACUACGAGGGCCAGGGCUCUCCUGUCGGCUCGGUGGGAUGCUGUAGCCUCCUGGAAUCUGACAACGACCUCCAGUUCCUCAAUGACCUGGGGCCAAAGUUCAAGACCCUGGCUGACAUCUGCUCUCCUCCAAAACUUCAACCCAAACCUCAACCCAAACCUAGAAUGGUGGAGCGCAUCUUCGAGCCAAAACACCCCGAAAUCAAAAGAGAGAGCAUCGUCACCGCCAGCAAUGUCAACAUCACCAAAUCUUCCAUUAGAAAUGUCAAUAUCAACCAAUCGUCCACCAGCACCAGCAGAGUCAAUAUCUCCCAAACACCUCCCACCAGUCCCCCUGCCACUGGGGUUAGUAACUUCUCUAACAGUCAGUCCGCCACUUUCCCACCGCCCCCUACGCAGACGAUUCUGCUGCAGCAACAGCCUAUGUACUACACCACCAUGCAGCCCGUGGUGCAGCCCCUGAUGCAACCCAUACAGUAUGUACUGACUGAUGGCGGCUCUACCACCAACCUAAAGCGUAUGGUAGUGCUCAACGGGCCCCCUGUGUCUGGAAGCAUGGGAAGUCUGGGAGGCCUUGUCAUCCAAGGCAACAGGGUCAUAUCAGAGACCUCCACUAGCCCCAUCAGUCCCAGUACCCCAGGAAGCCCCACCAUGCUGGGGCUGGGUAGUCCCAGAAGCCCUGGGUGGAUCCAAGGCUCCCUACCCAGGGGUGGCCUGGGUGGUCUGUCUGUAGUGGGGCACAGCCCUGAUGGUAACUAUGUUUACAUGGAAAGGCAGGUUAAUGUAAGUGGAGAGCCACAGGUGGGGUCUGGGGUCCCAGGUGUACCUUCUCAGGGCAGUUUGCCCAGGGGUGCAUUCCUGUUGAAGGAGGCUGCUCCCCCUCAGGGGGUUUUAGGCCUGGCAGCCCAGGGUGUGGGUGGGGGUGGUGGAGGUGUGUAUGGCAUUAUGCCAGGACACACCUUUACAAGGGUGAGGCAGGUUGGGGGUGGGCCUAUUGGGGUUGGGCCGGCUGGAAUGGGGCCAGGGGGGAUAGGGCAUAUAGUUAUAGGAUCGCAGGGACACCCAAUGUGGGUGCCACUGAGCCCCCCAGGGGGUAGCCGUGGACAGAUGGAGGGGGCAGCGCCAACAGGUGAUUCUCAACCAACUCCGGUUACUGUUGAAAUACCAGAGUCCAGAGUGGCAGAGAUUGAGAGGAAACUGGUGUUUGAGGGCCAUAGUGAACCAGGUGAGCAAAUAGAGGAGGAGGAAGAGGAAGGGGAGGAAGAGGAGGAGGAAGAAGAGGAAAUGCAGGAGGAAGAGAAUGAGGAGGAGGAAGAGGAGCCUUUAGAACAGACAAAAGAAACAGCUGUGACUGAGGAAGAACCCGUAACUUUAGCUUUGGCCUCAGAGCCAUCAACAGAACAGGUUGAGCCAUCUGAGUCACUGGAACACAAACUAACAUACCAAUCCAUUGAGUCAAGCCAUCCAACAGAUGAAGAUGCAUCAACUCAAUUAAAUGAAGUCUCUCGAGCUCUCGAUGAAGAAGGCCUAGUUGACUCUGAGGACCAGCUGUCUGAUGAGGAUGUGUCCAUGGUAGUCGAGGCCUCCUCAGAAGAAGCAUCCAUGUCCGAAUCAGACAUUAUAGAUUUAGUUGGUACAGAUCAGCCAACUGAGGAUGAAGACUCUAUAGAUCUAGUUGGUACAGAUCAGUCAGCCGAGGAAGAAGACAUUAUAGAUCUAGUUGGUACAGAUCAGCCAGUCAAGGAAGAAGACAUUAUAGAUCUAGUUGGUACAGAUCAGCCAGUAGAGGAAGAAAACAAUAUAGAUCUAGUUGGUACAGAUCAGCCAGCCAAGGAAGAAGACAUUAUAGAUCUAGUUGGUACAGAUCAGCCAGCCAAGGAAGAAGACAUUAUAGAUCUAGUUGGUACAGAUCAGCCAGUAGAGGAAGAAGACAUUAUAGAUCUAGUUGGUACAGAUCAGCGAACCGAGGAAGAAUUAGUAGAACUGACUCUGGAAGAGGAAGUGGUUUCAGAAUGGCAGGAAUUUCAGCUAACGGUGGAUCCAGUCACUAACGGUCAACUAGAGAAGGGUAUUACUGAGACAGAAGAGAUGAUGGUAUCAGAAGCACAGCAAGACCCGGUCACAGUUGAUGACAUCACUGAUAGCCAAGAGGAGGGUACAGCUGAGGAGGAAAUUAUGUCACAGCUUCAGUUAGAUGAGCUUACAGUAUAUAGCCUAACAGAUAACCAGGAAGAGGAGGGGAAGGCACCUGAAGAAGUUUGCUUAAAAUCAGAAUUGCUCAUAGCGGCUUACAGUGCACUUGAUGGCCAAGAAGAAGAGGGUAGUCCUGAGGAGGAAUUGAUGUCAGAGUUGCGGCAGAAUCAGCCAAUAUCACAUAGCGACACUGAUGUCCAGGAGGAGGGAAGUCAGGGAGAUGAAGAGGCAGCGCUGAAUGCUCAGAUAGGAGAGGUGAAGGGAGAGAUGGAGGAAGAAGUGGAGGAAGAGAUGGAGGGAGAAGAGGAGGAAAAGGUGGAGAUGGAGGAAGAGCUAGAGAGAGAGCUAGAGGGAGAGCUGGAGUCUUCCCAGGUGACAGAGGAGGUGGAGGAGGGAGAGGUGGAGUCUUCCCAGAGUGAAGCAUUUGAUGAAUCAGCACCAGAACAGGAGUACACAGAGGUAGAUCAGGACAUAGAGACAUCAGAAGAGACUGAAACACUAGACUCAGAGAACAUAGAGGACAUACGAAGCCGGUAUACUACAGGCCUGAUGCCAAUGUCAGGUGAUGGAAUGAUAGACGAGGGCACUGUUGUUAGGGAGAGCCAAGUUUCUGUUGAUCAAGAUUUAUCUGGAGGCGCAGACUUAGUGACUGUGGAGGGUGAGGUGGAGUCUGUUGAACUAGUAGCAGAAGAAGCUGUUUGUUCAGCCCUAAAGGCUACAGGUGAUGUAGAGGAAUCUGAAGAGGAUGACGAGGUGGGAGAGAGUCUGGUCACCUCUCGCCAAAUCGCUGAAGUCAAAACACUAAGAGAAGAAGUAGACGAUAGUGAGAAUGUUGUAGGAGAGGAGAUGGAGUCUGUUGUUGAGACAGUUGAGGAAGUAGAGGCUAGUGCUGACCAACAGACAGAGUCCACAGUAGCUACAGAAGAGAUUGAGUCCCCUAGCGAAGAAUUGGCCGAGGACCUAGAGGUGACCUCUUCAACACCAGAGGCUACAGGUGAGGUUGCUGUUGAGGCAGGUGAGGCUAUAAAUGCAGUGGCAGGUGCAGCAGUGGAUGAUAUAGUAGUGGAGGCUGCGGGUGAGACAUCAGGUGAGGCCGCAGGGGCAGCUGGUGGGUCAGAACAGGCCCCAAAGACAUUGGCUUCAUCUUUCCGUAGCAAAUUCAGGAUGGGCUCCAAGAAAGAAUCUACUCCCAAGAGUCCAAAGAGUCCCACAGCAAAGUGCAAACAACAGUGA
Oncorhynchus kisutch (coho salmon) is the source of this 6194-nucleotide messenger RNA. RefSeq lists its product as uncharacterized. Gene Ontology annotation, molecular function: calcium ion binding. Lineage: Eukaryota; Metazoa; Chordata; Actinopteri; Salmoniformes; Salmonidae. The transcript has 15 exons. Gene Ontology annotation, cellular component: plasma membrane; desmosome. Bases 105 to 6194 code for a protein of 2029 amino acids. The record is from RefSeq and is a predicted model, not a curated record. Gene Ontology annotation, biological process: homophilic cell-cell adhesion.